ACACAUGUCGCGCAAUAAAGUCUGACAGUUUGAUUGACAGUUACUUCAGCUCGGUUCACGUUCCAUUUUCGCUAAAUAAGAAAAUUCGAAUUGGAGCGAAAAUAUUCAGAUUUUCAUUUACCUUCAUUCACCAACUAAUGCAAAUAAAGUAUAACUGUCCUUCUUCAACCGAAUCGUAAUGCAAUAAAUUGUGUUUAUGAAUGUUUAAGAUAUUGAUUAAUUUCUUCUCAAAGUUGUGUUGUGAAGGUAUAAGGUAGACGGCAAGUCGGCGAGUUGUUCAUUUAAAAUAUUAUUGUUGAACUAUCUACAAGUGAUAUUCUCUUUGGAACUAUCGUUCAUGAAGAGAAGGAGGGAAAGUAUUGAGGGUGAGACGAGAUCAUUAGUUUUAUUUAAAUCUUGAAUUAUUUUGAUUCAUGAUUGACCGUUACGAUCACCAGUUGAAACGUAUUUUAAGUAUUUUUGUAUGAAAAUAAGUACAAUAAGUAGAGUUUUAAUUAGUGAUGUAAUACGAAAAGAUUUUUAUAUAAUAAAAAUAUUUUUCGAUGCUGUGUUUUUAAAUUAAGUCGUAAUAUCUUGAAAUCAAAAAGAUAUUUCAUAAGUGCCAUGGCUCUUGCCAAAUCUAAUUUAGAUGUAGCCUUAGGCUGUGAUAAUUGUAAAAAUAGUGAUAAAAAUGGUUCCGGAAUUAAAAGUAGCAUAUCAUCUAAUGAUAAUCAGAAAGAAAAUACUAGAAACAAAGUUUCAGAGAUGUGUGAAAAUUGUAAAGAAGAUUUACCGCCAAAAAGCGGUGAAAACGCGGCGAAAGUAGACGCUACCCCGCCAAAAAACAAAAGAAGGAAAUUAAACGAUGUUUUCGAUGAUUAUGUGAAAAAAUUGGAUUACAACAUUCUAUGUUUGAAUUUCAUGAAGUUACAAAAUUUCAUAGACAAUGAUGAAAUUAAAUUCAUGUAUCUCCCAUUUUUUUACAAUGUGAAAGCUUAUGAGGAGUUUUUUAAAAUGAUAAUUGAUGAUAUGGAGUUAUUGGAAUCCCAGUCCUUAGAUGAUUAUAAAUAUAGGAACGUUUGUGAUAAUAUUCUACAGUUAAUGCUUUUAAAAAAGGCUGAUUUCAAACUGGCACAUGCAUACAAAUAUGUAGAGAAUGUUAAAAACAUAAUCCUAACAGUUGAGAAGAAAUAUUUUGGUGCCCCUGAUGGGACUCCCGUGUCAUCAACACCAAAUUCAGAAACAGACUUAUCACUAUCACCAGCAGCAUCAAUAUCAACGGGCAGCCAAAGCUCAUCUCCCUCAGACCAAGUCUCAAUUGGCUUCAAGACCCAUUGUCUCCGAGUAACACUGGCUUUCAUACAAAACAAGGCAAAGUCGAAAAUAUUCCCAGAAUUAAACGACGAACAGAUACAGUACCUAAACAGUUUGAUACAAAGUGAAGAUGUAACGGACAGUGAUCCGGUUAUACAGGAUUUGUGUAGCACGCUGCGUGACGAGCUCAAGACAUUUUAUAAUAAUUACGAUUUGAAAAUGCAGACUAUUGAGUCUGGGAAUGAGAAGAAGUACCUGUUGAUGGAGAAGACAGAGAAACCGCCUGCAACCACUGUGAUAUCGCAACCAAGUGAUAGUAAUAUAAGUACUAAUAUGAACCCACCGCAACCACAAGCAUCAAAUAAUCGAGCACAAAUCUGUGCGUCCCAGCUUAUUAAAGUAAGGAAGAGCAAUACACUCGCGACCGCCGAGUUCGCCAAGAAAGCUCUCAUCGAAAUACUCAAGUUUAUGGACAGCGACAAACCAAUGAUUGUGUUCUCGCCCAACGACGGUAACGAAUACUGGUUCUACAGGCAAUGUAUAAAAUGGCCGAAACCGGACCCACGAGUGCAGUGGACGGAGGAAACGUGCAAACUGUUCAGACAGCUCAAGGAUAUGUUGCCGACAUACAAAGUAUACGCUGCCACCAAGAAAAUUAAAAAGAAGAAGAAGGGGGGCUUCGUUGACCCUUAUUUAAAGUUUCAAAACAUUAUUGUGUCUGAUGAUUCUGACUCUGAUGCGGAAAGCUCGAGUCGCGCUUCCAGCGUGGACAAGACGCCUGCCCGGGAAAAACCGAGGAAAGUCAACGAGAAGAUAACUUGGCGCGGCCUGGAGUUGGAACGUAAGGGCAAGCUCAGGGAAGGGUUGGCUAACCCCGUGCAGAGCGAUAAGGCCAUGCGUAUGAUGCGCGGUAUGGGCUGGAGUGGGGGAGCGCUCGGAGCGAGGGGCACCGGCAUCAUAGAGCCUAUAAUGCUGGAAAUUGACCAAGUAAAAGGCGUCGGCUUCGGUCACAAGAAACGUGAUGUAGCGAAACAACAGUCCGCUCAAAAGAAGACACCGUUUCCGAAAUCGACACAAGAUUGGAUUAACAACGACGAACAGACGGACACACAGCCUUCAGACUCCGAUGUUAUUGUGGAGAAAACGAAACAACUACUGCAAGAAAACAUAUCGUUUGAUGAAAUGCUGAAAAAAAAUAAAAACGACUCUAAGACUUUAGUUAUACGGAAAAUUACCAAAACAGGCAUAAUAAAUAAGCCAGAUAGUAGUUCCAAAUCGCCUGAAAAUAAGCCUAAAAGUUCAAAAACUCCGGACAUUGAGACACAGAAUUUGAAACCGCUGGAAAAUGAGGAACAGCUCAACAACACAGCAAAAUCAGUCCGAGACAAUAAUACCACUGCAAAACGAUCCCCAAAACUUAUCGUCGCCGGAGAAUCAGCCCUCCAAAACAUUCCAAAAUCAGUGUAA
Messenger RNA from Spodoptera frugiperda (fall armyworm), 2760 nucleotides. RefSeq lists its product as uncharacterized. Gene Ontology annotation, molecular function: nucleic acid binding. The record is from RefSeq and is a predicted model, not a curated record. The coding region runs from base 604 to 2760 and encodes 718 amino acids. NCBI's taxonomy places the organism in Eukaryota, Metazoa, Arthropoda, Insecta, Lepidoptera, Noctuidae. The transcript has 11 exons.